AUGACCCGAAGAUGUUUCACAAAGUUGUGUAACAUGCUUCACACAUUAGGAGGGUUAACAACAAGUAGACAUAUGGACAUCGAUGAACAAGUGGCAAUAUUUCUUCACAUCAUUGCCCAUAAUGUUAAGACUCGGGUGAUGAUAGGUCGGUUCCAUCAUUCAGGAGAAACUAUUAGUAGAAUUUUUACCCGGGUUUGCAACGCGGUGAUAAGGUUGCAUCCACAAUUGCUUAAGAAACCCGAACCUGUCACCGAGAACUCUACCGAUCAAAGAUGGAAGUGGUUCAAGGUAAUGGAAAAAGGUAGAAAAUAUCAUAACUGGACAAUUAAUGAAGAUGCCAAGCUGGUGGAAGUAUUGGAAAAGAUUCCAGAAUCUUGUCUGAUGGGUAAACCCCAUAUUGAGUCAAGGAUCAAGACCAUGAAGAAAGAUUGGCAAAUUGUUUAUGAUAUGGUGAAUGGUACAAAUACAAGUGGUUUUGGUUAUGAUAGCUCUACACAUUCUGUAACAACGGAACCAACAGUUUGGGAGUCUUACAUUCAGGUUCAUAAAGAGGCGGGCAAAUGGAGAAAUAACAUAUUUCCUCAUUUGAGGACUUGUGUAUUUUUUGGGAAGGACAGGGCUCAGGGGAAUAAAGCAAAAGAUUUCGCCGAAAUGGAAGAAGAUGCAAACAAUGAAGAACAAGAUGAAGAAAUAGACAUUGAUCCCGACCUUCUAGUGGAAGAAGAUGCAAACAAUACAAGCACACACACAAAGAAGAGGAAAAGUAUAUUUGAUCUUGUUGUUCAAGGAAUAACGAUUGCAGCUAAUGUGCUUGGAGAAAAACUUGAGAAAGCAGCAAGCAGCACGAAUCAAGCUAUACUAGGAGAAACAGAUGUACAAAAGAAAGCUUCUAUGGUGAUUUCUAAAGUUUCCAAAAUGCAGUCAUUGAGUGCAUUGGAUAGGUUCAAAGCAAGUCGCAAAAUAAUGUGUGAUCCAGAAACUGUGUUGAGUUUUUGGAAUUUGGAAGGAGAAGAUCGUGAGAAUUUGGUGAUGUUUAUGUUGCACGAGUGA
Lactuca saligna is the source of this 1050-nucleotide messenger RNA. The record is from the annotation of a GenBank genome assembly. NCBI's taxonomy places the organism in Eukaryota, Viridiplantae, Streptophyta, Magnoliopsida, Asterales, Asteraceae.